This is a messenger RNA of Xyrauchen texanus (razorback sucker), 3983 nucleotides long. Its product is annotated as NACHT, LRR and PYD domains-containing protein 3-like. The record is from RefSeq and is a predicted model, not a curated record. NCBI's taxonomy places the organism in Eukaryota, Metazoa, Chordata, Actinopteri, Cypriniformes, Catostomidae. The transcript is spliced from 8 exons. Gene Ontology annotation, molecular function: protein binding. The coding region runs from base 91 to 3537 and encodes 1148 amino acids.
AGAGAUGAUGUGACUGGAGACCUGCAGCAGGAUUCUCAUCCACCAGUAGAUGAUGUUCUUCAGACAGUCAAAGACAAACACAAAACCAGCAUGAAGAACAAGUAUGAGAGCUUAUUUGAGGGAAUCAAACUACACGAGAAUCAAACGCUCCUGAACAGGAUUUACACACAGCUCUACAUCAUAGAGGGAGAGAGUGAAGGGGUGAAUGAAGAACAUGAGGUUUUACACAUGGAGAAAACACCCAGAACUCAACACCAUCAAGACACUCCAAUCUACUGCAAUGACAUCUUUAAACCUGAAGCAGGAUGUGAGGAGAAGAGAACAGGGCAAAUAAAGACUGUUCUUACUAAAGGCAUCGCUGGAAUUGGAAAAACGGUCUCUGUGCAGAAGUUCAUUGUGGACUGGGCCGAGGGAAAGACCAAUCGGGAUGUAGAUUUCAUGUUUGUGCUUCCAUUUCGAGAGCUAAACUUGAUUAAAGAUGAGCCGUACAGUCUUCACAAACUUCUGCUGGACUUUCAUCCUGAACUUCACGAUCUGGACUCAAAGAUUUAUGAUGAGUGUAAACUUGUGUUCAUCUUUGAUGGUCUGGAUGAAAGCAGAAUUAAACUGGAGUUUUCAGACAUUGAGAAAGUUCCUGAUGUGACUGAGACUUCAUCAGUGGGUCUGUUGAUGUCAAACCUCAUCAAAGGAGAUCUGCUUCCCUCCGCUCUCAUCUGGAUCACCUCCAGACCAGCAGCAGCCAAUCAGAUCCCCUCCAAAUACAUCAAGCGUGUGACAGAGAUUCAGGGAUUCAAUGACCCUCAGAAGGAGGAAUAUUUCAGGAAGAGAAUCAGUGAUGAGCAUCAAGCCAGCAGAAUCAUCUCACACAUUAGAAGAGCAAGAAGCCUCCACAUCAUGUGCCACAUACCAGUCUUCUGUUGGAUCUCAUCCACUGUGCUUCAAAACAUCCUGAAACAAGACGACAGUGCAGAAAUCCCUCAAACUCUGACUGAAAUGUACAUCCACUUCCUGCUCAUUCAGAUCAAUGUGAGGAAUCAGAAGUAUGAAGUGAAUAAUGAAAGAGAUCAGAAGUAUAAAAAUAAAUUUUUGAUGAAACUCCUGUCUAGAAAAGUGAGAAAUCCAAAAAAACUCCUGCAGUCCAACAGAGAAGUGAUUGUGAAACUUGCUGAACUGGCUUUCAAACAGCUGAUGAAGGGCAAUGUCAUGUUCUAUGAGGAGGACCUGAAAGAGAGCGGCAUAGACGUCACUGACGCCUCAGUGUAUUCUGGGAUCUGCACUGAGAUCUUUAAGGAGGAAUCUGUGAUUCAUCAGAGGAAAGUCUACAGCUUCAUUCAUCUGAGCUUUCAGGAGUUUCUGGCAGCUUUCUUUGUGUUUUACUCACAUUUAAUGAAGAAGAACAGUGAAUCACUGCAGAUGAUUCUGGAUUAUAGAUAUAAAUCAUACAUUAGAAGAAACUGUCUGUAUAAUCUACUAACAGCAGCAGUUAAUAAAGCCCUUCAGAGUGCAAAUGGACAUCUGGAUCUUUUCCUGCGAUUCCUGCUGGGCAUCUCACUGAAAUCCAAUCAGAGACUCUUACAGGAUCUACUGACACACACAGAGAACAGUUCGGAGAGCAUCAGAGAAAUCACACAGUACAUUAAAGACAAAAUCAAGCGUGAUGAUGAUGGUAUCUCAGAUGACAGAUUCAUCAAUCGGGUCAGUGAUAACUAUGAACCUCUCUCAGAUGACAGAUUCAUCAAUCGGGUCAGUUAUUACUAUGAACCUCUCUCAGAUGACAGAUCCAUCAGUCGGGUCAGUAAUAACUAUAAACCUCCCUCAGCUGACAGAUCCAUCAAUCUGUUCCUGUGUCUGCUGGAGAUGAACGAUCAGACUCUGUCCAGAGAGAUUCAGGAGUUUGUGAAAUCAGACAAACACUCAAAGGAGAAACUCUCUCCUGCUCAAUGUUCAGCGAUCGCCUACAUGCUUCAGAUAUCAGAGGAGGUGAUGGAUGAGUUUGAUCUGAAGAAAUACAACACAUCAGAUGAGGGCAGAAGACGACUGAUACCAGCUGUGAUGAAGUGCAGAAAAGCUCUACUGGCAGGCUGUAAUCUCACUGAUGAGUGCUGUGAAAGUUUGUCUUCAGUUCUACAAUCAUCAAACUCCCUGGGAGAGCUGGACCUGAGUAACAAUGACCUGCAGGAUUCAGGAGUGAAGCUGCUCUCUGAUGCACUGAGGAGUCCUCACUGUACACUAGAGAUAUUGAGAUUGGCAGCUUGUAGAUUCACUGAUCUGUACUGUGAAAGAUUGUCUUCAGUUCUACAAUCAUCAAAUUCCUCAAGUCUGAGAGAGCUGGACCUGAGUAACAAUGACCUGCAGGAUUCAGGAGUGAUGCUGCUCUCUGAUGCACUGAAGAGUCCUCACUGUACACUGGAGAUAUUGAGAUUGGCAGCUUGUAGAUUCACUGGUCAGUGCUGUGAAAGAUUGUCUUCAGUUCUACAAUAUUCAAACUCCUCAAGUCUGAGAGAGCUGGACCUGAGUAACAAUGACCUGCAGGAUUCAGGAGUGAUGCGGCUCUCUGACGGACUGAAGAGUCCUCACUGUGCACUGGAGAUACUCAGAUUGGCAUUUUGUGGAUUCACUGGGCAGUGCUGUGAAAGUUUGUCUUCAGUUCUACAAUCAUCAAAUUCCUCAAGUCUGAGAGAGCUGGACCUGAGUAACAAUGACCUGCAGGAUUCAGGAGUGAAGCUGCUCUCUGAUGUACUGGAGAGUCCUCACUGUACACUGGAGAUAUUGAGAUUAUCUGGCUGUAUGGUGACAGAGGCUGGAUUUUGUUCUGUGGCUUCAGCUCUGAGUUCAAACUCCUCACACCUAAGAGAGCUGGUUCUGAGCUACAAUCACCCAGGAGAAUCAGGAGCCAAUAUGCUCUCUAAGAGACUCAACGAUCCAAACUGCAAACUGGACAAACUGAAUGUGGAUCAUGGAGGAGAGUUCAGGAUUACAGCAGGACCACGGAAAUAUGUCUGUGAUCUCACACUGGAUUCAAACACAGCACACCCUGAACUCAUUCUGUCUGAGGGGAACAGGAAGGUGACGGGUGUGAGAGAGUGUCAGUCAUAUCCUGAUCAUCCAGAGAGAUUUGAUAAGUGUCGUCAGGUUUUGUGUAGAGAGAGUCUGACUGGACGCUGUUACUGGGAGUCUCAAUGGAGUGGAGAUGCUGCUGUUAUAGCAGUGUCAUAUAAAGAAAUCAGCAGGAAAGGAAAAAGUUAUGACUGUGCAUUUGGAUUCAAUGUAAACUCCUGGAGACUUAGAUGCUAUAAUGGCACAUUCACUGUCAGACACAAUAAUAACAGCACUGAAAUACAUCCCCCUUCACAUGGCUGUAAGAGAGUAGGAGUGUAUUUGGACUGGCCAGCCGGCACUCUGUCCUUCUACAGCGUCUCUGACACACACACACUUACACACUUACACACACUCAUCACCACAUUCACUCGACCCCUCUAUGCUGGAUUUGAUCUUUAUUGUGAUUCCUCAGUGAGUCUGUGUGAAAUUGAACAUUAGAGGCACACACACACACACACACACACACACACACAUCUGGAUGAGUGAAAUAUACUCACUGUAUCUCACAUCAACACAACUCCAAACUGGGGGACAUACCAAGCAAAGAGCAGAUGCGUGUUCAUAUACAACCAGUAAGAAAAGAUCAUUAUGGGUUAAUUACAUGAUGACUCACUGUGUGUUAUUAAAUUAUAUUGUUAGAAUGUAUAUUCUCUAGAAACAAAUGAUUUUUUUAGACAGCUUGGGAAAUUUCCACCAUUAUGCUAAAACCAGAUCUAGGAAAUAAUGGUGGUGAGCUGAGAUGAUGUAAAGCUCAUUACCUGAAGAUUAAUGGGCUCAGAGAAGAUAACAGAAUUGUAUAAAGAUGUGGGACAGAACUGAAGAGUCAGAAUGCACAGCUGCCUUCUCAGGUUUAUUGGUUGCUUAAUAAACUUCUACCUUUGAUA